Antrostomus carolinensis (chuck-will's-widow) is the source of this 903-nucleotide messenger RNA. RefSeq names its product hepatitis A virus cellular receptor 2 (gene HAVCR2). Gene Ontology annotation, molecular function: phosphatidylserine binding. The coding region runs from base 73 to 903 and encodes 276 amino acids. The record is from RefSeq and is a predicted model, not a curated record. NCBI's taxonomy places the organism in Eukaryota, Metazoa, Chordata, Aves, Caprimulgiformes, Caprimulgidae. Gene Ontology annotation, biological process: apoptotic cell clearance; cytoskeletal rearrangement involved in phagocytosis, engulfment. The transcript has 8 exons.
AGAAGAUGUUUUCUUGAAUGUAGGUGCCCGAAGGGUGAACAAGAGGAGGGUUAUUCCUUGUCUCCAGCCACAAUGUCAUCUUGUUUCUGCAAGAACUGGGUUCUUCUGAUCCUGCUUACAGGUCCUGCAGUAUCGGGAUCAGUUGUGAAAGGAAAUGUUGGUCAGAAUAUCACUGUGCCCUGCUUUUACCGUGUUAGGAGGGGAGAAGACCUCACGUCAAUGUGCUGGGGUCGUGGCAGCUGCCCUGUUUCAAAAUGCUAUCAAACCAUUAUCUGGACAGAUGGAUGGAAGGUGACAGAGCAGUACAACAGCAGGUAUACGUUGAAAGGGAACCUGCUGAUGGGCGACGUGUCCCUCACGAUCGUGAACGCCGAGGAAGCAGACAGUGGGAUAUACUGCUGCCGCGUUGAGAUCUCAGGGUGGUUCAAUGAUCAGACAAGUAAUCACAACGUUGUGAUAGAGAAAGCUAGGAUCUCUACUGCAAGUCCUCACACUUACACCUCUGAACAGACCUCAGCUUCUGGGACCGCCAGCGAGUCAUCCUUUACCAUUGGAAGAACAUGGCCAUCGGUUUCUGCUUCAGAAGCUCCUCAGACUGCCUCUAGUCUCUGCUCAAGCACCUCAGACUGCUUGGAUAUAACCUCAAACCUGCAGAACGUGUCUGUAUCACUUCCCAUUCAGCAGUAUUCAGAAAAUGGGGUGUACAUCGGGAUUGGUUUAUGUGCAGUACUUCUAGUCAUCCUGAUUUUGGCUCUGUUUCUCACUAGACAAUAUUUAUACAAUACGAAGAAGACGGGUGGCUUUGCAAACUUCAUUGCAUUUUGGAGGCCAGAAGGUGCAGGAAACCAUAGUGCCCUGGAAGAUGAGAUCCAUACAGAGGAAAACAUUUAUAUAAUACACUAA